AUGCCGGCUGUGGGGCUUCUGGAGACACCCAGGUUCUGGGUACGACAUGGAGGUGUUCCAUCCUAUGACCUGAUUGCCAAGCCUGGAAGACCCCAAGGUCUUCGAAUCAAGGGCCCCUUGCCGGCCUUGGCCCAAGAGGCCCUGCUGGAGCUGAAAGACCGCGGCUUUUUGAAAAAGAGCUUUCCACGCUUGCUGGAACUGGGGAAGAGCUUUUAUUCCAUCAAGUCUCGACAUGGUGCAUCGCUGAAUGGCGUGCUCCUCAAAGACGAGAUGUCAGAGACGAGUGUCUCAUCCCGACGAGCGUCUCAUCCAACGGUGCCGUUGGCGGAGCUGCCCAGAUGCCGGAAAUUGCUACAUGCGGCCUUGGAGCUCUUAGGACGGGAUUGGGAAGUCGAUCUGGGCAUAGAUGGUGAUGGGCAAGACAACACGGAGAUGUUUCAAGAGCCCAUCCUCGCGUUGAUCUUACAAGCCGCCCCCUCCGAUGGGCUCCGCCUUUGUGGCGGCCUAAAGGAUUCAGGCGAUGGCUCGACACUGCUGGCGCUGGGUGGUGUGGCUGGAGAGAUUUCGGCGCAGCUGCGGGUGGAGCCAGGGUUUCAAGUGCAGGAGUGCGAUGGGAUGGUGAUCUCUCUAGAAGGCCCUGCACGUUACGACUUCGCUCAUGAAGUACCGCCAGUGUCUUCCACCCGCGUCUCAUUGACCUGGCGCUGGUUCAAGGAUGACUUCUUGGAGGAGUUGCGGAGAAGGGAAGCCAAGCUCAGACAGCUAGGUGCAGCCGCAGUGAAAAAGGAUGAAAAAGGUUGA
Molecule: messenger RNA, 801 nt
Organism: Durusdinium trenchii
Lineage: Eukaryota; Dinophyceae; Suessiales; Symbiodiniaceae
Source: the annotation of a GenBank genome assembly